AUGCCCCUCCAUGAAUCCCUCACCAAUUUCUCCAUCCGCCGCUUCAGCGGGUACAUCUGCCUCAAGCCCCAAGUGGGUGAUGAUGAUAGCAAAGUCUACAACCUCAGCGCCAUCAACACUGUCUGGAAGAAGUGGGCCAUGGCACGCAUCACACAGAAGAAGCCGCACGUCGGUAUCACCAACACUGAGGAGUCUCUGAGCAGCAUCGGCAGUGCCAAACAUGAAUUUUCCCAGGAUCCAGUGGUGAAGGUCAAUGGCGAGUUGAACUCUUCUCAUCAAGAUUUGAGUGAUGAGGAGGUGAUUGAGACAUUGAAGUCUCUGUUCUGCACCCUGGCCAAGGCCCUCAAGCAGACCAAGACCAAGUUCAAGUUCUACGGAUACACCGAUAAGUUCUUGUGCCAAUACAACAUCUCCCACUCCAAGAAAUCACUCCCUGAAUCAAAAGAAGAGUUCCAAUCUCAACCGAGCACCAAGAAGCCUGAAUCAGAACAAGGCACCAAGAAAGUUCAAACACAGUCAAGCACGCCCAAGCUGCAGCACCGUGAAAACCUACAAGAACUCAAUGCAGAGCCAGGACCAACACCAAGGCAGCAAGGCCCCAAGGAAGUGGGGGUUGACGGUCCUCAAGACUCGGUGGAUGACCGAACUGAGGUUGAAUGUUAG
Seminavis robusta is the source of this 663-nucleotide messenger RNA. Lineage: Eukaryota; Bacillariophyta; Bacillariophyceae; Naviculales; Naviculaceae. The record is from the annotation of a GenBank genome assembly.